Molecule: messenger RNA, 2498 nt
Organism: Syngnathus acus (greater pipefish)
Lineage: Eukaryota; Metazoa; Chordata; Actinopteri; Syngnathiformes; Syngnathidae
Gene: flvcr2a
Product: FLVCR heme transporter 2a
Exons: 11
Coding region: 138-1661 (507 amino acids)
Biological process (GO): heme export; transmembrane transport
Cellular component (GO): membrane
Molecular function (GO): heme transmembrane transporter activity; heme binding
Source: RefSeq, a predicted model, not a curated record
UUCAUGUUUGCACAAGGUUGCCAUCUUGUGCCUACUCGGCGCUAGUGUACAGUAAGUACAGUAGUAUAGUGGGCGAAAAUGAAACAAAACCUCCGUUCCAGCUGAACGCAGAGGCCUGAAAGAGGAGGGGAAGCAACAUGGGAAGUCAGGAGGAGCUCCGUCAUGACUGGAUGGACAGCCAUGAUGGAUCCUCUCCGUCUGAAAAAAACAGAGGCACUUUCGGAGGGUUCAAUCGCCAUCUUGCUCCGGGUGACGCCGGCCUCAUUACGGACUCUUCCAUCCAGGAAAACACGCAGCUCUUCCCGCUCAUGGAGACCAAACUGUACAAGCGGCGUUGGGUCAUGCUCUUCAUCUUUUGCGUCUAUUCCAUGAGCAACGCUAUGAUGUGGCUGCAAUACGGCAUCAUCAGCAACAUCUUCAAGCACUUUUACGGUAUUGGCGACCAGGCCAUCAACUGGCUCUCGAUGAUUUAUUUCCUGACCUACAUCCCUCUCAUCGUGCCCGUCAUGUGGCUGCUGGACAACCGAGGCCUCCGAGAACUCAUGGUGGUGGGCUCCGCUUUGAAUUGCAUCGGCGCUUGGAUCAAAACGAGCACGGCUCACCCCGACUCGUUCCCUAUGACCUUCCUCGGCCAGUUUGUGUGCUCAGUGGCCACUGUUUACAUCCUCGGCAUCCCAUCCAAACUUGCUUCUGUGUGGUUUGGACCACAGGAGGUGUCCACGGCCUGCGCCAUUGGUGUUCUGGGAAACCAGAUGGGCAUCGCUAUUGGCUUCCUGAUCCCCCCCAUUCUCGUGCCUAAUGUCGACAAUGUGGAGGAGCUGGCACACCACAUUAAGAUCAUGUUCUACAUCAGUGCCGGUGUGGCCACCAUCAUUUUCAUCCUUGUGAUCAUCGUGUUCCAAGAGAAACCAGAGCUCCCUCCCACACAGGCCCAGGCUCAGGCUAGGUGCAUCCCUCCAGAGAGCUAUUCCUAUCUGGCCUCCGUUUGGAGGCUGCUGCGCAACAAGCCCUUCAUGCUGCUGUUGGUCAGCUACGGACUGAAUGUUGGCUGCUUUUACGCGGUGUCCACACUUCUGAACCGAAUGAUCAUUGAACAUUAUCCAGGUGAGGAGGUGAAUGCAGGUCGGGUUGGGCUGACCAUUGUCAUCGCAGGCAUGGUGGGAUCGCUCAUCUGCGGAGUUUGGCUGGACAAGACUAAAACCUACAAGCAGACCACGCUGGCCGUGUAUGUGCUUUCCCUGGUCGGGAUGCUGAUAUACGCCUCGACACUCAACCUGGGACACCUGUGGGUGGUGUUUCUCACAGCCGGAGUUUUAGGCUUCUUCAUGACUGGAUACCUUCCUUUGGGCUUUGAGUUUGCAGUAGAGCUCACCUACCCCGAAUCAGAAGGAACCUCAUCUGGUCUCCUCAACUGUUCAGCUCAGAUCUUCGGAAUCAUCUUCACCAUUGCCCAGGGGAAGAUUAUUGAUGGAUGGGGGACUUUGGCAGGAAACAUUUUCCUGUGUAUAUUCCUUUUGAUAGGAUCUAUAAUGACGGGAUUCAUCAAAUCUGAGCUCCGGAGGCAAAAUGCCAACCUACAGGCUACUGGGCAUUCAGUCAGUGACAUGACCACUGUUCUGGAUGAAAGCCAUAAAGAAGCUAAGUCGGAAUACAUGAAGUAGCGGCGAUGCAUUCUGCUGUGAAAGCCUUGGUGAGGAUAAUUGGUCGCUGCACAGACCAAGUAAAACAGUGCGACUGUUGUGCCCCGAGGACACUAUACACACACACACACACGGAUCCCAAAAACAAGCACAAGAAAUCAGUCAUGCACAAGAACAACGCACUUAGAAUCUUAAAUGUCUUUACCGUUCAUAGUUUGUCAGUGUCAAAUGGAGCGUGACCUUUUCAUAUCCUCUUACCUCAAAAUUUACAAACUACUGUUCAACUACGACGAACACUGCUACAGUAACUGACUUAUGUCAGUGGAUUAGUACUGUAUUUGCUUUAAAGCUUUGUAAAAGCUUUUCAUUUUCACGUCACGGCAACUGGAACGUUUUCCGCCUGUCAUUCCCGAUCACGUGGCAGUAUUACCUCCGAAUUCUACUGACUGCAAUAACAGUCGAUGCUGUGCGUCUUAUGUAUACUUUGGAAGGGCAGUUUUGUCCGCCCCCAGACUUGGCGGACGGAAACUUGAAGACUGAUAUUUUUGUCGAUAUGGAAGAAGAGGGAGGCGAAUCCAAUCAUUCAUUUUGCACAAGAAAAAAAACGAUAUUUUAUUAAUUAAAAAUAUGCUUUGCUUGUAAAGUCACAAUAGAGAAAUGCAUAAUGUGCAUAGUUUGCGAUUAAUUUGUUUUGUUGCACAUGUGGCUUUUUGUGUUGUGGUUUCUCUUUUACAGAAUAUGCGAUUACUCUAAGGUGCUAAUUUAUCAUUUUAUGGAAUUUUAGGAUAUUUUACAAAACUGUGAAGAUCUGACACUCCUUGGUAUUUCAAACACCUGAAAUAAAUUCUUCCUCAUAUA